Messenger RNA from Laetiporus sulphureus 93-53, 1957 nucleotides. RefSeq lists its product as uncharacterized. Gene Ontology annotation, molecular function: syntaxin binding. The coding region runs from base 161 to 1636 and encodes 491 amino acids. Lineage: Eukaryota; Fungi; Basidiomycota; Agaricomycetes; Polyporales; Laetiporaceae. The record is from RefSeq and is a predicted model, not a curated record. The transcript has 13 exons.
GUCGAGACUCUGCCACCAACGCGCCUCACGCUAAUCCUUCGCAGUCUGUUAUUACAUUCAGACUUUACCGUUCAAUAUUCGUCUCUUAAGUCUCCUCUCUUCUUGCUUCCCGAGAGUUUCUGGCUCGCACUCCCGCAAUAAUAAUCCCCACAAAUUCUCCAUGAACGGCACUCAGACUGCCCGACAGGGAAAAUCUGCUCCGACAGCUGCAACACUUCCUGCACCUACCACUGCACCACCCAUACCUUCAAAUAAUGUCAGCUCCCCCGUACCCGCGGCCAAUCGCCAACCCAAUGGUACCGCAGUAAAUGGCACGCAUCCGCCCGCGCAGAAGGGCAAGAAGAAGGCAGCCGAGCAGGUGGACCCUUCACAGAUGUAUGAAACGUUGAAGAAUCGCAUUGCUGCUUUGGAAGAGGAGGAAGUACAUGAGGAAGAGGAGGAGCGAAGAAUCGCGGAGGAGGCGCAGGAUUCCGUCUCGGGCAUGGGUGAGAAUGCUAUACAUGCCAAAUACCUUGAACUUUUCAGUGAACUCAAGCGAAUCGAACGCGAACAUGCGAAAGAAAAGCAGAAGUUGAUGAAGGACAAGGAUGCAGCAAAGAGCCAGUUGACGAAGGCAAACCAGACAAAGACGAAGAUGGAGAAUCUGGCACGCGAGCUGCAGAAGGACAACAAGAAAUUACGGGAGGACAGCAAGCGGCUAGCAGCAUGUGUUGAGGAGGCUCAGGAUGAGAUCCAACAAAUGAAGAAUGACAUGGCCAAGCGCGCUGAACGCGCGAAGAUCCAGGAGACCAAGUAUCGCGAGACGCCAGAUAUCGUCGUGCGCGUGCAUUGCAAGUACCGCGCUGAGCUCUACUUCAAAAUAUCGCGCAAGACGAGGCUAUCACGGCUUUUCAACGCAUGGACAGAGAGGAUGGAGUCGGGUCAGGGGAAGAAGGUCAACGGCAAGCUGUCUGGAGGGGCGUCUGCGCAAGCCAAUGGUAUGGCGUUGGCGAAUGCAGCGAGCCCCAGUGUGGCUUCCUCCUCACCUCCCUCAUCUAACUCGAUGCAGUUCGUGUUCACGCAUGCUGGCCGGAGUCUAGAGGCAGAUCAGACACCAGAAGAGGCAGGUAUUGAGGAUGGGGACCAGAUACUGGCCGUGGAGAUCAUGGAUCUCACUGAUGGGCCAGGGACGGAGGAGAUCGACGAGCCUGAGCCUCGCCGGCAGAAGCUCAAGAAGGAGUGGGUCGAGAACCCCAAAGAAGCGAAAAAGACGAUGGAGGAGAUUUUCGACGGCGUUGUCCGAGAGCGUCUGAAGGAGGUUCUCCGACAAUACGAGCUUCGGGAAAGGCAUUUUGAGUGUGUCAUCCGCUCCAAGGAACUCGAGGUGUUGCUUUCGCGAGCGCGUGCUGCCGAGCAGAAACAGCUGGCGGACGGAGAAAAGGUUCGAGCGGAUAGGUUGGAGGAAGAGAAUAAACAUAUUCGCCAAGAGCUUGUAAGAUGUCAGGAGCAGCGGGCUAUAAUUAAGAAUAAACUAUUGGCCUGGCGUCAUGAUUCUAUCGACCCACGGAUACAGCAACUAGGAGACGCCCUGGAAGCAGAUUCGAAGCCACUCGUGAAUGGGACGGCCAAUCGUCCGCCAGAGGGAGACAUUGUUUGACCUACGGGAUGGAGAGGGAUCAAAGUGCAGGAAAGAAAGACCAUCAGGACAGGACUGGUCGAUGUUGUCCUUGCAAUCCGCAUUUGCUGUUCCUUACCCCGCUACUCGUAGGUCUGCAAAAUGAUAUCUCGUCCAAAAAGUGCGACACCGCGUGAUGAUUCGUUAGGCUGUCCCAAACUGCAAAUGAUACCCAGGCGUACUAGGAGGAGGUAGUCCGUGCACAAAUUCCGUCCAGAUGCGAUGCGAAGUAGGGAUGUGUAAGAUACGUGGCUGUUCGUACAAGCGUGAUUCCAUUCAGUCCCAAUUAGACCCAUUCUACAC